CAAAAUGUCUGCCCCCAAGGGACCUUUCAACCUCGUCACGGUUAACACCGCCCCCGAGAGAGCCAAGCGCCUCAUCGGACGGAUGGUUGAAGCCCUCAAGGACCGUUACACCAUCGUCCACGUUGAUAACUGCGAGAAGAUCGAGGAAGUCGAGCCCAAGGUGAAGCAGCACAUGCCCGAUGUCCUGUUCAGCGCCUCCAUGUGGUCCGCCGAGCAAGCCAACGAGAUCCACUCCAUUGCCCGGUCGAUCAAGCCCGACAUCAAGCUGCACGCUAUCCCGGAGGGUCUUCAGGUCGAGCGCGGCCCCGACGCCAUUGUUGAAUACCUCGUGGAGAAGGUUCCCCCUCUUUUGGACGCCUAAGUGCGAUGCAUCAGUGUACCAAUUUAGAACCAAGCGGGGGUUUCAUUGUGGAUUUGACGACGAUAUCUACGUCCUGUAUAUACAUUUACUUCGAUGAAGCUCCCGGAGAAUAGACGAUUCACGAUCUUGAAUUAUAUAAACUCGGUAUGCAUACAACUGUCUGUUGGCAAGAGGGAUCAACUAUAUCCGCAUAGAGGAAUAAGACGGGCUGUGCUGGGUUGAGCACGGCUUUAAGGAUCCCAGACUGGGUAUGGAGUACAAUGUGGCGAAAGCAAAUUGAAUGCGAUGAAUUGAACAGAAGCCUACCAAUGGCGUUUCGAGCGACGAAAUGGGCCAGUGGUAGCCAGUGUCUGUUCUUUCCAACGCACAGGCAAGUGACUCGGGUUCCAGUUCCCGACGCCCAAAAUCGUAUGAUCAAUCAAU
Messenger RNA from Aspergillus sclerotioniger CBS 115572, 784 nucleotides. RefSeq lists its product as uncharacterized. The transcript is spliced from 3 exons. The record is from RefSeq and is a predicted model, not a curated record. NCBI's taxonomy places the organism in Eukaryota, Fungi, Ascomycota, Eurotiomycetes, Eurotiales, Aspergillaceae. Bases 5 to 361 code for a protein of 118 amino acids.